Plodia interpunctella (Indianmeal moth) is the source of this 1190-nucleotide messenger RNA. It is a transcript of the gene geminin, whose product is annotated as geminin. The coding region runs from base 170 to 676 and encodes 168 amino acids. Gene Ontology annotation, cellular component: nucleus. The record is from RefSeq and is a predicted model, not a curated record. NCBI's taxonomy places the organism in Eukaryota, Metazoa, Arthropoda, Insecta, Lepidoptera, Pyralidae. Gene Ontology annotation, biological process: negative regulation of cell cycle; negative regulation of DNA replication. The transcript is spliced from 6 exons.
GCAAUAUGGGUUUGCUCGGUCGCUCGCUCUUGGUUGGCGGGAAAUUUUUCUAACCUCUUGAUGAAUAUUCUGUCAAAUCUGUCAGUUAAUCGGAUCAGACAGAAACAAAAAUAUUAUUUCCUGGAGAUUUUGGUUUCGUAGAUUUGUAUCUUUGAAUUCGAUUGGCAUCAUGAGCGCUCAAGAUCUACAGGAAACUACUAAGAACACUAGGAUGUCGCUAAAGACAUUACAACAUACUGCCAGUGAUCGUGAAAAUUUAGUGGGUAGACCAAUGAAAAAUUUAAAACAUCAACUCAGCCAAGAAAACAUAGUGGAUGUUGAAGUCAAAAGGAAGAACUUAUCCACAAAGGAGACCCAAGCAAACCUCGACACCAACAUUACAGUUGAGGAUCUAACUAAUCCUGAGGCUUCAGAGAAGUACUGGAAAAUUUUAGCUGAAAAAAGGAGGGUUGCUUUACAAGAAGCUUUAGAAGAAAAUGAGAAGCUUCAUAAACUUAUUGCCGAACUGAAGAAAGAAAAUCUCCAGACCAAACAGAUGUUAGAGGAAGCAAAUUCCUUCAUUGAAAUAGUAAAGGAGGAGUUAUCUAACACCAAUGAUGACACAGGCAUUGAUGUCAAUGAUGUUAGCACCCUUGAUGAAACUGCAAAUGAGGAGGACACAGCAGAUAACCAAUGAAAUCAUUCACUUAGAUAUGUGUAUUAUAUUUACUUAAUAUUUUCAAUAUUCCCAAUGUUUUUACUAACUUUAGACUGAUUAAAUUAAGUGCUAAUGCUAAGUGCAAAUUGUAGUAAAUGUUGAAUAUUUUUAUAUAAAUACAACAAAGAUGUCACUUUUGACUUGGUGUAAAAGGAACAUUAAUUGCUUUGUAACAAGUGAAACUAUUUGAAUUUGUGUUACUGAAAAAUAGAUAAAUAAUAAUUAAUCAGAGCUACUUUGUAAAACUCCAUAAAUGCAUUUGUGUGUGUCACUUUUGUGAGUGGAUAAUAAUUUCACAUGAAUUCAUAACAGAAUCACACUGGAUUCAUCUGUCUUAUUCAUAAAAGUUAAUUUAGAAAUAAUUAAUCUAAGUUUAUUUUUUAAAUCUUUAACUCUUAAUUUCUUCUUAAGCACAUGUUUCUUAUUUUAAAUGCUAACAAUAUGUUCUAUUUCAUUGCUACUUUGGUUUGAAAGGUAAUAAAAUAAAAAAAUG